This is a messenger RNA of Meriones unguiculatus (Mongolian gerbil), 2146 nucleotides long. It is a transcript of the gene Eefsec, whose product is annotated as eukaryotic elongation factor, selenocysteine-tRNA specific. The record is from RefSeq and is a predicted model, not a curated record. The transcript is spliced from 7 exons. Gene Ontology annotation, biological process: selenocysteine incorporation. NCBI's taxonomy places the organism in Eukaryota, Metazoa, Chordata, Mammalia, Rodentia, Muridae. Gene Ontology annotation, molecular function: GTP binding; GTPase activity; translation elongation factor activity. The coding region runs from base 52 to 1803 and encodes 583 amino acids.
GGCGGACCUCCGGGCCGGCGUUCAGGCGACGGCGUGAGAGGCGGCGGCGGCAUGGCAGGCCGGCGGGUGAAUGUGAAUGUGGGCGUGCUGGGUCACAUCGACAGCGGCAAGACAGCGCUGGCUCGGGCGCUGAGCACCACGGCCUCCACCGCCGCCUUCGAUAAGCAGCCGCAGAGCCGCGAGCGCGGCAUAACGCUCGACCUGGGCUUCUCCUGUUUUGUUGUGCCGCUGCCGGGGGCUGAACCCGGGACUAGCGACACGCUGCUGCAGGUCACGCUGGUCGACUGCCCCGGGCACGCCUCCCUCAUCCGGACCAUCAUUGGCGGUGCUCAGAUCAUUGAUCUGAUGAUGCUCGUGAUUGAUGUGACCAAGGGAAUGCAGACACAGUCCGCAGAGUGCCUUGUGAUCGGCCAGAUCGCCUGCCAGAAGCUUGUUGUGGUGCUGAACAAAAUAGACCUGUUAGCAGAAGGGAAGAGGCAGGCAGCGAUUGAGAAAAUGACCAAGAAAAUGCAGAAGACUCUUGAGAACACCAAAUUUCGGGGUGCACCGAUUAUUCCCGUGGCAGCCAAGCCUGGGGGACCAGAGGCCCCUGAAACAGAAGCUCCACAGGGCAUCUCCGAACUCAUUGAGCUCCUGAAGUCCCAGAUUUCCAUCCCAACAAGAAACCCCUCAGGACCGUUUCUUAUGUCUGUGGACCACUGUUUCUCCAUCAAGGGUCAGGGCACCGUGAUGACUGGGACCAUCCUCUCAGGCUCUAUCAGCCUCGGGGACAGUGUGGAGAUCCCUGCCCUCAAGGUGGUGAAGAAGGUGAAGUCCAUGCAGAUGUUCCACACCCCCGUCACUUCUGCCAUGCAAGGAGACCGACUGGGCAUCUGUGUCACCCAGUUUGACCCCAAGCUGUUGGAGCGUGGGCUGGUGUGUACUCCUGAGUCUCUGCACACUGUUCAUGCAGCUCUUAUCUCUGUGGAAAAGAUCCCUUACUUCCGGGGUCCCCUGCAGACCAAGGCCAAGUUCCAUAUCACAGUGGGCCAUGAGACAGUCAUGGGCCGCAUGCUUUUCUUCAGCCCUGCUCCUGACAACUUUGACCUGGAGCCCAUACUAGAUUCCUUCGACCUCUCCCGAGAAUACCUCUUCCAAGAGCAGUAUCUGUGCAAGGACUCCAUGCCCACGGCCACAGAAGGUGGCGAUGAGGCAAACAGGAGAGCAGGCCAUACCCCGGGGGCCCAGUGUCCCCGGCAACAGUGGGCCCUGGUAGAGUUUGAGAAGCCAGUCACCUGCCCCCGACUCUGCAUGGUGAUUGGCUCCAAGUUGGAUACUGACAUUCAUACCAACACAUGCCGGCUGGCUUUCCAUGGUGUCUUGCUUCAAGGACUGGAGGACAAGAACUAUACAGAGAGCUUCCUGCCCGCACUGAAGGUUUACAAGCUGAAGCGCAAGCAUGGCCUUGUGGAGCGGGUAAUGGAUGACUACAGUGUGAUCGGACGCUCCCUGUUCAAAAAGGAGACCAACAUCCAGCUCUUUGUGGGGCUUAAGGUGCAACUGUCCACAGGAGAGCAGGGCAUCAUCGACAGCGCCUUCGGCCAGAGUGGCAAGUUCAAGAUCCACAUCCCUGGUGGCCUCACCCUUGAGUCCAAGAAGAUCCUGACACCAACACUCAAGAAGCGGAGCCGAGCUGGCCGAGGGGAGACCACCAAGCAAGAGGAGGGCACUGAGCGGCCAGAGCCCAUGCAGCCUGUGACACUCAGCCUGUCUUUCAAGCGCUAUGUCUUUGAUACCCAGAAACGCAUGGUACAGACUUCCUGAAUGAACCAACCUGCCCAGCUGUAAGCCAGACCACAGUGCCAGAUGCCUCAAGACGUGCCUCAACCUCCCCAAUCCUGCAGGCAGUCAGCCCCACACCACUGCCAUCCGCACUGCUGUUGAACCACACUGAGAGAGCCUGAGGAGAAUUAGGAACAGUGCCAGAAGGGCCUGCCACUCCCUCCCUGCACUCACCGAGGAGAGCAGCUAGGCCCACUAGGAAAGGGCCUUAGCAGAACCAGCAACCUGAGUCUCGCAGGCUUCCCUGGUUAGUGUCUGCAGCCACUCUCAGCCCUGCCCCAAGUAGCUGGCAUCCUACAACUAGAAAUAAACAGCCUGUAUGUGA